Molecule: messenger RNA, 1035 nt
Organism: Penicillium cataractarum
Lineage: Eukaryota; Fungi; Ascomycota; Eurotiomycetes; Eurotiales; Aspergillaceae
Exons: 2
Coding region: 1-1035 (344 amino acids)
Cellular component (GO): cytoplasm
Source: RefSeq, a predicted model, not a curated record
AUGGCCGCUUUCAAGACUCUGCCUACUCGCCCACUGGGCCGAAAUGGGCCUCUUGUUCCCCGGUUGGGGCUUGGCCUCAUGGGUGCUAGUGGGAUGUACAGGGUAUCUCUCUCCAACGAAGAAAGACUCGCCUUCCUUGAUGAGGCGUACGAAAGAGGAGAACGAUUUUGGGAUACAGCGGAUGAGUACGGCGACUCCGAGGAUUUACUUGGCAAAUGGUUCGAUGCCAACCCCGAUAAACGAAAGGACAUUUUCCUUGCGACCAAGUUUGGCAUCAAACGCAUCGACACAGCCCCAGGACGCGCGAUGGACUCGUCGCCAGAGUACUGUCGUACGUGCAUUGAAAGAUCUCUCAGUCGACUUGGACUGCCAUUUGUGGAUCUAUACUAUGUCCACCGUCUGGAUAAAGUCACGCCGAUUGAGAAGACCAUGCAGACCUUGGUGGAACUCAAGAACGCCGGCAAAAUCAAGCACAUCGGGCUUAGCGAGUGCAGUGCCGAAUCUCUGCGUCGUGCUCAUGCGGUGCAUCGAAUCACCUGUGUGCAGGUGGAGUAUAGUUUGCUCUGCACUGAGAUCGAGUCUCCGGAGAGACGCCUGCUGGAAGUGGCACGCGAGCUCGGCGUCGGGAUUGUCUGUUACAGUCCCAUGGCAAAUGGAUUUUUGACAGGGUCGAUUCGUUCGCGCGACGAUGUGACCAAGCCGGGCGAUCUGCGUGGGGUUCUGCCGUGGCUGAAGGAGGGCAAUCUCGAGAAGAAUCUUGUGGUCCUCGAUCAGAUCGCCGAUAUUGCGAAGAAAAUUGGUAUUACUCUGCCACAGUUGGCUCUUGCCUGGCUGCUUGUUCAGGGUGAUGAUAUAUUUCCCAUUCCGGGAUCUUCGAACGUCCGUCGCCUGGACCAGAAUCUCCAAAGUCUUGAUGUGACCCUAUCGGAGGAAGAUGAGAAAGAAAUGCGGCGCCUCGCGGAAGGAAUUGUUGGCGAACGGUUCCAGAACAUGACUGGCCAUGCGUUCGGUGAUACGCCUGCUUUGAAGAACUGA